AUGGCUUGUCUUGCACACAAUUCAAGAUAUUGUUCCUUAUUUCAUGCUGUUGUCAAUGAACUUCGACAACAAAAUCGUAUACCUGUAUGUAAAUUACGAAAUAUGCCUCGUCAAUGUUGUACAUGCAAUGACGUUGGCCAGCAAACAUCAAACAGUGUUUCUAUUGAUCGCAAAAAUAAAUUAAUGAAAUUGAAAAUUCUUACUGAUCAAAUAGAUCGAGAUAAAACAAACGAUUCUAAACUUCUUCUAUCAUUGUACAGAUUAAAAAAAUUCAUAAAAAAGAAUAGGAUUUCACAUAAAUACGUAUUAUCAUCAUCAACCGUUGAUAAACCUAUAAGAAAACUUGAUCAUGAUUCAUCUGAUCUUGAAGAAAAGCAAAGUAUGCAUACUCGAAGACGUUUGCUGAGAAGAAACAGAAGCAGUAACUCAUCAAAAGCAUUUAAAAAUGGAAGAUUUCUCUAUUUACCAUAUAAACUUGCAAAUGAAAGAAAGCUCGAUUCGCUAAACGAAGCUGCAAAAAAAGUACAACAUAGCCGAUUUAUUGGUAGAGAUGGUUAUAUCGCAUCUUUAGAAAAAGAGCAUAGUGUUUAUAUCAAUAUGAUAACGUUGAAAACGACUAAACAAAUUAUAAAAACACUCAAAAAUGCGAAAGCAGGCACAGGAAGAGUGAUAAUUCAUAACGAAGAUCUGUCAGAGGUUGAAGAUGGUGAAUGGAUAUUUGUUCGCCCGAGAAAAUGUGAAGGAAAAGGAAAUAAAGUUGAUUUUGAUUCCAUAAUGGAUGAACUCACACUUCGAUGGGAUUGGUUUUUGAAAAAACUAGUGAAAAAGGACAGAGAAUGA
This is a messenger RNA of Rotaria sp. Silwood2, 840 nucleotides long. Lineage: Eukaryota; Metazoa; Rotifera; Eurotatoria; Philodinida; Philodinidae. The record is from the annotation of a GenBank genome assembly.